Molecule: messenger RNA, 1067 nt
Organism: Bufo bufo (common toad)
Lineage: Eukaryota; Metazoa; Chordata; Amphibia; Anura; Bufonidae
Gene: PLPP7
Product: phospholipid phosphatase 7 (inactive)
Exons: 2
Coding region: 178-984 (268 amino acids)
Cellular component (GO): nuclear envelope
Molecular function (GO): sphingosine-1-phosphate phosphatase activity
Source: RefSeq, a predicted model, not a curated record
CCCCAUUGGACGGCUCGUCGGCAGGACUCUGGAUAAACACAUGGGGCAUCUGCCUCAACUAAAUAUAACUUGGGACAUGUGGCAGGGAGCAGCGCCCUCGCCCCUACAACAAAGCCUCUCUCGUGCCCGCCGUCUUUUGAAGAAAACUGUGCCCACAGCUUUGGGGGUCCCGUGAAGAUGCCAGCCCCCCAGAAACGGAACAGAGUCCGGGACCGGAACAACGUCCUGGCGCGACCGGAGUUCAUGUCCCUGAACCAGCCGGGUACAUCGCCCCAGGAGGGCAGAAACUUCAACAGGAAGCAGAGCGGGCAGUACGGCAACCCCAGCGAGGGCGCCCGCGAGAGGCGGCAGAGCCAGCAGCUGCCGGAGGAGGACUGCAUGCUGCUCAACCCGUCCUUUAAAGGCAUUGCCUGGAACUCCCUCGUCGCCAUAGAUAUCGCCAUGUCCAAGAGGCUCGGCGUCUGUGCCCACAGCACCUCGUCUUGGGGCAGCGCCCGCUCCAUGGUCAAGCUCAUCGGCAUAACCAGCCACGGCUUCCCCUGGAUCCUGGGCACAGUGAUCUGCCUGUGGAAGAGCAACACGCUGGCCGGCCAAGAAGUCCUGGUGAACCUGCUGCUGGCGCUUCUUCUGGACAUUCUCACAGUGGCUGGACUACAGAAGUUGAUGAAACGCCGCGGUCCGUAUGAAGUCAAUCCUAGUAUCUUGGAUUAUCUCGUUCUCGAUGUCUAUGCCUUCCCAGCUGGACAUGCCAGUCGGGCCACUAUGGUGUCCAAGUUCUUCCUCAACCAUCUAGUGCUCGCCAUCCCUUUGCGGGUUCUCCUGGUCCUGUGGGCCUUCAGUGUUGGAGUGUCUCGCAUUAUGAUUGGCCGGCACCAUAUCAGUGAUGUCAUGGGAGGAUUUGUGACUGGUUACCUGCAGUUUACCUUCGUGGAGGUUCUUUGGCUCUCGUCGAGUACAUGUCAGAUGUUGUCUUCGUUAUGGUGAGUGUCUCCAUGGAGACACGGGACUUCGCGUUAUUUCUCUGUUCUGGAAUAGAAACUAUUAAAUAUCUUUGUCUUAAUAAUUCA